Molecule: messenger RNA, 1506 nt
Organism: Perkinsus marinus ATCC 50983
Lineage: Eukaryota; Perkinsozoa; Perkinsida; Perkinsidae
Product: something about silencing protein sas10, putative
Exons: 6
Coding region: 1-1506 (501 amino acids)
Biological process (GO): maturation of SSU-rRNA from tricistronic rRNA transcript (SSU-rRNA, 5.8S rRNA, LSU-rRNA)
Cellular component (GO): small-subunit processome; nucleolus
Source: RefSeq, a predicted model, not a curated record
AUGUUAACAUUAUUGGAGAAGGAGGGCUCGGCUGAGAAAGAGGCAGUGGCAUCUGGGGAUGAGGGAUCUGAUGAUAAUGAUGACGAAGAUGAUGAUGAGGAUUUCGACUUUGCACCUGAAAGGAUCACUUUCAAAGGGGACACUACUGAUUCGAAAAAGCCCAAGGAGGCCUUAUCCCGUAGCGAGCGACGAAGGCUUGCCAUUAAGGAGAGCCCGGAGCUUGAGGCACUGCUGGCCCAGUAUCGUGAGGGUGCUAUCAGUCUUGGGGACGAGGCUAGAGAUCUGCUGGAGGCUGUCCGGAAAUGCCCUCCACCCGGCGGCAAGGGCGGCAUGACAUUUGUCGAGACGAAGGUCCAAUUACUGUUGUCGUACUUGAGCUACUUGAGCUACUACUUCAUGUUAAAGAGUAGAGGAGCUAGUGUGAGGAAGCAUCCGGUUAUUGGUAAAAUUGCUUGGGUUAAGGGAAUGAUCGAGCGGCUGAAGCCUAUAGAGAAAAACAUUGGGGAGCAGGUCGAGGAACUGAUCAGUCGCUCGCAGACGACGGCUGGGCCUGAUCCUGAGAUGGCUUAUCUGGACGAUAUACUAGCUGGCCUUGGUGUUGAACAGUUGGAGGCCAUGGACGAGGUCAGUGAGGGGGAGGAAGAGGAGGUGGAAGGGGAAGGAGAGGAGACCGAGGAGGAGGAGGAACCGGCUAAGGUCUCGAAGGCUCAACUGGUGGAGCGCCUUAGCCGUGGGAAGGAACCGGUGGCUGUUGAGGAGUCGGGUCUUGAUGAGGAGGGUAUUUUGGCGAGGAUGGCCGCUAGAGAUGAUGAGGAUGCGGUGGCGUUGCUGAGGCCUAGGGCAGGGGCUGGGAAGAAGGGGCAUGGCAAGCUGCGGGCUAAGGUUAAGGGUGGCAAGGGGUACGCUGGAGUGGGGUCGGUGAGCUUAGAUGAGGUGGCUGAGGUGAAGGACCUGGUGGAUGGUAGAGCCAAUCUGGCAGAUAUCCUUAACUCUGCUAAGCAGGUGGAGGAGGCUGCCUCUGGUCGUAAGGGGCGUGCAGGUGGUGAUGAUGAUGUAGAGGUUCGACAAGGGAUGUCGAUGAGAGAGAUAAGGGCUACUAUGGAGGAGGAGGCUGAUGAUGCUAAGGAGGUCCAGAACGCAGAGGAUGUGGGGGAAGAGGCAGCGGAGCCUUCGAUGAUGCUGAAGGCUCGGAAGGCGAGGGAUGCUAAACGACAGUCUAAGAAGGCUACCUUAGCGGCCAAGGCUCAGGCGUUUAUGCCGGAGGAAGAGAACGAAGUAGACCUCCGUUCGACCAACUACGCCAUUAACAAGAACAAGGGUCUCACACGCAAGCGCAAGAAGGAGGAUCGCAAUGCCCGUGUUAAGAAUAGGAAUAGAUAUGAAAGAGCUGUUAAACGGCGUAAGGGUGCAGUACAGGAGGUUCGUGAGGCCAGUGCGGAUGGUACUUACUCUGGAGAGGCUACUGGUAUUCGAACUAACGUGAAGAAGAGCGUGAAGCUUGGCUAA